CGUAGUUUUGCCGUUCCGGGCGGCAGGACCGGGCUGCUAGUAUCUUGGGCAUACAUAUAUGAAGCUCCUGUAACCAAAUUUUCAGGAAAGAGCAAUGGAGAUUGGAUGGAUGCGCAAUCGGAGACAAAGGCAAGUCCUUAUUUCCUUUGUUUUGCUGAGCAUGUGUGGGGUGGGCGCCGACUUAGGGCCCUAUUCAGUAGUGGAAGAAACGGAGCGGGGAUCCUUUGUGGCAAAUCUGGGAAAAGACUUGGGACUGGGGCUGACGGAGAUGUCCCGCCGUGGCGCCCGGAUCAUUUCUCAGGGGCGCGGAGAGCACUUGCAACUCAAGCUGCAGACGGGGGAUUUGCUCACAAGUGAGAAACUAGACCGAGAGGAGCUAUGCGGUUCCGCGGAGACUUGUGUGCUGCAUUUCCAAGUGCUGAUGGAAAACCCCUUGGAGAUAUUUCAGGCUGAACUGAGGGUAAAAGACAUCAAUGACCAUUCCCCCGUGUUCUCUGAAAGAGAAAUGAUUCUAAAAAUACCGGAAAACAGUCCCCCAGGAAUGGCUUUCCCCCUGAAUAAUGCUCUGGACUUGGAUGUAGGAAGCAACAAUGUUCAGAACUACAAAAUCAGCCCCAACCCCCAUUUUCAAGUUCUAACCCACAAUCUGAGUGAUGGUAGAAAAUACCCGGAGCUGGUGUUGGACAAAGAGCUGGACAGGGAGGAGGAGCCUGAAAUCGCAUUAACACUCACAGCGCUGGAUGGCGGCUCUCCGCCUCGGUCUGGGACCGCCCAGGUGCGCGUUGAAGUGGUGGACAUCAACGACAACGCCCCUGAGUUUGGGCAGCCGCUCUACAAGGUGCACAUUCCUGAGAGCAGCACCGUGGGCUCCCUGGUUGCCACCGUCUCUGCCAGCGAUUUAGACAGCGGAGUCAACAGCAAACUAGUGUACUCGCUCUUUCGGCCUUCAGAAGAUACUAGCAAAACUUUGGAGGUAAAUCCUACAACAGGAGAAAUUCGACUGAGAAAACCAGUAGAUUUUGAAACAGUUCAGUCUUAUGAAGUGGACAUCAAGGCCACUGAUGGGGGAGGUCUUUCAGGAAAAUGCACUCUUUACCUGCAGGUGGUGGACGUGAAUGAUAAUGCCCCAGAAGUGACCAUGUCUGCACUGACCAGCCCCAUCCCAGAGAACUCUCCUGAGAUUGUAGUUGCUGUUUUCAGUGUUUCAGAUCCUGACUCUGGGGACAAUGGGAAGACUGUUUGUUCCAUCCAGGAUGGCCUUCCUUUUCUUCUAAAACCUUCAGCCAAGAACUUUUACACCUUGGUAACCAAGAGAGCACUAGACAGAGAAGAAAGAGCCCAGUACAACAUCACCAUUACUGUUACUGAUAUGGGUUCCCCCCGACUGAGAACGGAGCACAACAUAACGGUGCUGGUGUCUGACGUCAACGACAACGCCCCUGACUUCACCCAAACCUCCUACGCCCUCUUCAUCCCCGAGAACAACAGCCCCGCCCUGCACAUAGGCAGCGUCAGCGCCACAGACAGAGACGCGGGCGCCAACGCCCAGGUCACCUACUCGCUACUGCAGCCCCAGGACCUCAGCCUGCCCCUGGACUCACUGGUGUCCAUCAACGCCGACAAUGGCCACCUCUUCGCCCUGAGGGCGCUGGAUUUCGAGGCCCUGGAGGCUUUCGAGUUCCUGGUGGGUGCCACGGACCACGGGUCCCCAGCGCUGAGCAGCCAGGCGCUGGUGCGCGUGCAGGUGCUGGACGCCAAUGACAACGCGCCCUUCGUGCUGUACCCGCUGCAGAACGGCUCUGCGCCCUGCACCGAGCUGGUGCCCAGGGCGGCCGAACCUGGCUACCUGGUGAGCAAGGUGGUGGCGGUGGACAGGGACUCGGGCCAGAACGCCUGGCUGUCUUACCAGCUGCUCAAGGCCACAGAGCCCGGGCUGUUCAGCGUGUGGGCGCACAAUGGCGAGGUGCGCACUGCGCGGCUGCUGAGCGAGCGCGACGCGGCCAAGCACAGGCUGCUGCUGCUGGUCAAGGACAAUGGCGAGCCUCCUCUGUCAGCCAGUGUCACGCUGCACGUGCUGCUGGUGGACGGCUUCUCUCAGCCCUACCUGCCUCUGCCCGAGGUGGCGGCCGCCGCAGCCCAGACAGACCCGCUCACGGUCUACCUGGUCAUCGCGCUGGCGUCGGUGUCGUCGCUCUUCCUGUUCUCGGUGCUGGCGUUCAUCGCGGUGCGGCUGUGCAGGAGGAGCAGGGCCUCCUGGGUGGGUGGCUGCUCGGUGCCUGAGGGCCACUUUCGGGGCCACCUGGUGGACGUCAGUGGUACUGGGACCCUGUCCCAGAGCUACCAGUAUGAGGUGUGUCUGAAGGGAGGUAUGGGAACAGAGGAGUUUAAAUUUCUGCAGCCGAUUAUUCCCAGUCUUCCAGCCCAUGACACUGGUAGGAACGUAGAGGAAAACGAGAACUUUAGGAAUAGUUUUGGAUUCAACAUCCAAUGAAGAAUUAUUUUAAAUAUUUAAUCUUUUAUUAUUCUUAGCAUACUGGGGAUACUAAGGUUUUUUGGCUAGAGAUUCAGGGGCCAGCGAGAUAAAGUUUCUAGAACACGUUAUCCCCAAUCUCACACCCCAGAGCAUGGGGAGUGAAGUGGGAUAAAAUCCCUUCUUUGGGAAUAGUGUUGGGAUUUCAUUAUUG
Messenger RNA from Phyllostomus hastatus (greater spear-nosed bat), 2684 nucleotides. RefSeq names its product protocadherin beta-16-like. Gene Ontology annotation, molecular function: calcium ion binding. The record is from RefSeq and is a predicted model, not a curated record. Lineage: Eukaryota; Metazoa; Chordata; Mammalia; Chiroptera; Phyllostomidae. Gene Ontology annotation, biological process: homophilic cell-cell adhesion. The coding region runs from base 95 to 2491 and encodes 798 amino acids. Gene Ontology annotation, cellular component: plasma membrane. The transcript has a single exon.